CACAAAACCAUUUACACUUGACUCAUCUCUGUCUGUUGCAGUAAAUAACUCAACCUUCUACUAUUGCUCUGCAUCUCUUUCCCUCUUUGUCAAAUUCUUCCACUCAGCAGGUCUCUGUGCCAAUGGAUGCUAAGUCGGCUGUAGAAUUAAUGGAGUCUUCUAACGAGGUUCAUUUUUCUGGAUUUCACAUGGAGGGUUUUGAGCAAAGAAAGGACAGCAUAGAACAACCAACAACCUCUGAAACUGACAUGUAUAAAGAACCUUUUGUCAUAGGUGUUGCUGGGGGUGCAGCAUCUGGCAAGACAGCAGUUUGUGAUAUGAUCAUUCAACAGCUUCAUGAUCAACGAGUUGUACUUGUUAAUCAGGAUUCCUUUUACAAUAGCUUAUCUGAGGAGGAACUUACAAGAGUACAGGAUUACAACUUUGACCACCCUGAUGCUUUUGAUAAUGAGCAAUUGCUUCGCGUUAUGGACAAGUUGAAGCAUGGUGAAGCAGUAGAUAUUCCGAAGUACGAUUUUAAGACUUACAAGAGCGAUGUGUUAAGAAGGGUGAACCCUUCAGAUGUCAUAAUUCUAGAAGGCAUCCUUGUUUUCCAUGAUCCACGUGUUCGGGAGUUGAUGAAUAUGAAGAUAUUUGUUGAUACAGAUGCUGAUGUUCGAUUGGCAAGAAGGAUUAGGCGUGAUACUAAUGAGAAGGGUCGGGAUAUUGGAGCAGUUCUUGAUCAGUAUUCAAAAUUUGUGAAGCCAGCUUUUGAUGACUUUAUUCUUCCAACAAAGAAGUAUGCUGAUAUAAUUAUACCCCGUGGAGGAGAUAAUCAUGUGGCCAUUGAUUUGAUUGUACAGCAUAUCCGCACAAAGCUAGGUCAGCAUGACCUAUGUAAAAUAUAUCCGAAUUUAUAUGUCAUUCAAUCAACUUUUCAGAUAAGGGGUAUGCAUACGCUGAUACGUGAUGCUCAAACAACAAAGCAUGAUUUUGUAUUUUACUCUGAUCGGUUGAUUCGAUUGGUUGUUGAACAUGGUUUGGGGCAUCUGCCAUUUACAGAAAAACAAGUAGUCACUCCCACCGGCUCAGUAUACACUGGUGUUGAUUUUUGUAAAAGGUUGUGUGGUGUCUCUGUUAUCAGAAGUGGGGAGAGCAUGGAGAAUGCUUUGAGAGCAUGCUGCAAAGGUAUCAAGAUUGGUAAAAUUCUAAUUCACAGGGAAGGUGACAAUGGUCAGCAGCUAAUAUAUGAAAAGUUGCCAAAUGAUAUCUCAGACAGGCAUGUGUUACUGUUGGACCCUAUACUUGGCACAGGUAAUUCGGCUGUUCAAGCAAUUUCUUUACUCAUAAGAAAAGGUGUACCUGAAUCCAACAUUAUAUUUCUUAAUCUCAUAUCUGCUCCUAAAGGUGUGCAUGUUGUAUGCAAAAGUUUUCCAAGAAUAAAGAUAGUAACAUCUGAGAUUGAAAUCGGUUUGAAUGAAGAUUUCCGUGUCAUACCUGGCAUGGGGGAGUUUGGAGAUAGGUACUUUGGAACAGAUGAUGAUGAUGAUGAGCAGAUGGUGGUUUCUUCACAGUAGUUAUAGUUUGGCAAAAUCCAUGAUAAAUUUUGGUUACUGGUUGUUGGUCUUCUAGAAAGGUGAUUGAGAUUUGGUUUAUGAUUAUAGUGCUGGGAUCUGAAUUUUAGUUCUAAAUCAAUUUUGACACUGUUGGUCCUUAUUAAAUCACCCAUAUAUUAUAGUCCUUGUGCUUAUUCAAGUUUAUGAAAAUUUUUAUAAAUUUUUAUGAAAAAUUCAAGUUUAUAAUA
Molecule: messenger RNA, 1783 nt
Organism: Vigna unguiculata (cowpea)
Lineage: Eukaryota; Viridiplantae; Streptophyta; Magnoliopsida; Fabales; Fabaceae
Gene: UKL4
Product: uridine kinase-like 4
Molecular function (GO): ATP binding; kinase activity
Source: RefSeq, a predicted model, not a curated record